Cynara cardunculus var. scolymus (artichoke) is the source of this 1686-nucleotide messenger RNA. Its product is annotated as AP2-like ethylene-responsive transcription factor PLT2. The record is from RefSeq and is a predicted model, not a curated record. Lineage: Eukaryota; Viridiplantae; Streptophyta; Magnoliopsida; Asterales; Asteraceae. The coding region runs from base 1 to 1668 and encodes 555 amino acids. Gene Ontology annotation, molecular function: DNA binding; DNA-binding transcription factor activity. The transcript has 9 exons. Gene Ontology annotation, biological process: regulation of DNA-templated transcription.
AUGAAUUCAAACAACUGGCUUUCGUUUCCUCUUUCUCCAACUCACUCAUCCUUACCACCCCAUCUGAAUACUUCUCAAUCCCACAAUUUUUCUCUUGGACUUGUCCAUGAUAACAUGGACACCCCCUUCCCUAACCAAGAAUGGAACUUAAUUGGGGAACAAGGCAACAACGAUCACGUCCCUAAAGUUGCUGAUUUUUUGGGUGUGAGCAAGUCCGAGAAUUCUUCAGAUCUUGUGGCGUAUAAUGAUAUCCAGGGUAAUGACACUGACUAUCUGUUCACAAGCAGCAGUCUGUUGCCUCAAGUUCAAAACACUUUAUCUGCCACGCCUACAAGUUACGAACUGCCAGAAAAUGCAAGCACUUUGCAAUCUUUGACAUUGUCUAUGGGUAGUGGAAAGCGUUCAACUUGUGAAACCAGCACAGGAGAAAACAGUAGCAAUGAUAAUAACAAUAGUACUAGUGUUGUUGAAGCUAACCCUAGAAGAACUUUGGAUACAUUUGGUCAGAGGACUUCAAUCUAUCGCGGUGUAACUAGACAUAGAUGGACAGGAAGAUAUGAAGCUCAUUUAUGGGACAAUAGUUGUAGAAGAGAGGGGCAAUCAAGAAAAGGACGUCAAGUUUAUUUGGGUGGAUAUGACAAAGAAGAGAAASCAGCUAGAGCUUAUGAUAUGGCUGCACUUAAGUACUGGGGAACUUCUACCACCACUAAUUUUCCAAUUACUAACUAUGAAAAGGAACUUGAGGACAUGAAACACAUGACCAGACAAGAAUUUGUAGCAUCCAUUCGAAGAAAGAGCAGUGGCUUUUCUCGUGGUGCAUCUAUGUAUCGAGGUGUAACCAGGCAUCAUCAGCAUGGAAGAUGGCAAGCAAGAAUAGGAAGAGUUGCAGGCAACAAAGAUCUCUAUUUGGGAACUUUCAGUACUGAAGAAGAAGCUGCAGAAGCUUACGAUAUAGCAGCCAUAAAGUUUAGAGGUCUAAGUGCAGUUACAAAUUUUGACAUGAGCCGUUACGAUGUGAAAAGUAUCCUCGAAAGCAACACUCUCCCGAUUGGAGGAGGAGCGGCUAAACGUUUAAAGGAGGCUCAGGCAAUCGAGUCGUCAAGAAAACGUGAAGAAAUGAUCGCUCUUGGCUCGGGUUUUCCUUUCGGAACCUCGGCCACCGCGGGUGGUGUGUUACAAGCCUAUCCUCUCUUACAGCAACCAUUUGAGACACAAUCACCACAACCUUUGCUAACUUUACAAAAUCCAGAAAUUUCUCAUUAUUCCACUCAAGACCCUCACUUUCACCAGAAUUACCUCCAAACCCAUCAUCAUCACCCUUAUAACAUGCAUAGUCCUCACCAGUCAACAAGUCAAACACCUCAGUUUUACAACAGCUAUCUUCAAAAUAACCCGGUUUUGCUCCAUGGGUUGAUGAACAUGGGUGUUGGUGGAUCUUCCUCUUCUGUGAUGGAUGCUACCAACAACAAUGGUGGUAGCUCGAGCGGCAGUUACAGCAACGGAGGGUAUUUAGGUAAUUUUCUUGGCCAGUCAGGAAGUACAGCGGAAGAGCUUGCGAUGGUUAAGGUUGAUUAUGACAACCUGCCAACAGAGAACUACGCAGGCUGGUCCGGUGAUUCGUCUGUUCAAGAAUCAAACCCGAGUGUUUUUACAAUGUGGAAUGACUAAUUAACAUGUUUAGAAAGA